Molecule: messenger RNA, 1866 nt
Organism: Protopterus annectens (West African lungfish)
Lineage: Eukaryota; Metazoa; Chordata; Ceratodontiformes; Protopteridae
Exons: 6
Coding region: 103-1710 (535 amino acids)
Cellular component (GO): cytoplasm
Source: RefSeq, a predicted model, not a curated record
AUCAGUCUUCAGGGUAUGUAUUUGUGUUUUCAUUUGAAAAUACUUCAGAGUAACACUGAAGUUAUCAGCUCUUUCAAGAGUUCUUCAGCAUAGUCCGGUCAUAUGAUGACUUCAGAGCAGAAACAGGUGACACGAGAAGCAGCUGUUAAGUGGUUCAUGAAGACCCAAGCAGAAUGGAUUGUACGUGAAGGUAUUCCGGAAUGGUUUCAUGGAAUUAUCACCAGGAAACAAGCAGAAGAUCUCCUCAUGAACAAACCCGCUGGCCACUUUCUUAUUCGAGUUGCUGAAAGUCGGAUUGGAUACAGUCUGUCAUACAAAACCUAUGACCGCUGCAGACAUUUCAUGAUUGACGUUGUAAAUGAUGGACAGUUCAUUAUUGUAGGAGAAAUGGAAAGAUUUCGGACCUUGAAGGAUUUGGUAGAACAUCAUAAAAAGUCACCAAUUCUUCCUUACAAUGAGGUACUGACUGUACCAUGUGGACAGAAAACCGAUUCCAGCACAACAGACUAUGAAGAGCUUCUGGGAUUAUUGGUUAAUAAAACUUUGAUACAAAAGUCUGAACACCCCCAAAAGAAUCCAGCCAUAAGGACCACAGAAAACACUCCCAAGUAUUUUGCCAGUGGUCCUGCAUUUCAAUCACCUACGUCUCCACCCCUGAAGCCUCAAUACAAAACUGAAAUGAAACCACUAGCAGUAUCACGCAACAAGCCAGAAGAGCCAGCCCCACCCCUUCCUCCAAGAAGUAGUGCCUUAGGUGCUGAAAAAGUGCCAGAGUCAAAGCCUAAUUCCCUGCUGGAGAAUAGUGAACUAGUUAAGAAGAAAGGUCUUUACCCCUGCCUUAAUGAAGAACUCAAGUCCUUGAAUGUCACAACAACAACAUUAGCACCUUUUCAUCCAGGUCCUCCUACGUCUGGCUACAAGCCUUUGAAAGCUCACAGUACUAAUGAAAUUUUCGAAAAGAAACCUGGAAUUUCAGAAGGAUUACCUUGUAUAUCCAGCAAAGAUGAAGCAGCUCAAAAAGCUGAGCUAUUUUAUACUGAAAUCAAUCACAAAAUUGUCAAGAAAGACAAAGAGGACCAUCAUAAGGCAGCCCCAUUUGGAAACCUACAGCUGAUAAAAAACUCACUUCCUUUAAUACAAGAUGUGUCGUGCCCUCAUAAUGAAGUGAAAAGCUCCUUGGAUCCCAAGGCCCUUGACACAGAAAUGGACAAAGGUGCAAAAAAGCCUGGCCCACACAAAGCAAGAAAUACUAAAGAAAAUCUGUUGAAGAAGAAGACAUUAUCAGAGCCAACAGAUUCAGAACUUUUUGAAGGUCAACAUUCUACUUCAUCAGCCCACAGACUUCCUAAUGCAACUGGUACAGUUGGCCAUGCAACAGAUGUCCCACCAAGUAAUAGCCAGAUUACAUCUUCCAUUGCCACACAAUGGCCUCAUCAAUUAAUUCUGCCAGCUAAACCCCCAAAGCAUGUACAUUUGAAGCAUGAAUUUAAAUGUUCACAAGACAUUGAUGUCCUUACACAAAGUCAUACCAUGGACCAUACAAUGCCAUCACUGAGACACAGUGAAACAACUGAACCAAACCUAAAAGUUUCUAUAAACCAUAUAGACUCUCUGGCUUUGCACACCAUUAAUCAGCUUCCAAAUACAACCAAACCCGACUCUUUACCAUAUGAGUACCGUAGACCACCACCUUUUGCUCCUGGUUACUAAGAUGGUUUGACAAUAAUGACCAUAUGAGUACCUUAGACCACCACCUUUUGUUCCUGGUUACUAAGAUGGUUUGUCAAUAAUGGGUUUAUUUUGUCACAAUAGUUAUGUAUACUGUGCAGGGAAAUCCUGCAAACCAUUAAAAAAAAACCUACCUGA